AUGCCAGCUGGAUGGAGCUGGUGCUUCGGCCACCUCCGUGUACUAGACCAGAAACUGCAGCAAUUGCCAUCCGACGCAAACAUCUACCUGGCCAUGGAGGACAUGGAGAACCACGCCGAUGCGGAAGUCUUCCUAAUGGACUUAUGGCCGGUCUUUGAACCAGUGCUCAUGAUCUCUGGUCCUGAUCUUGCGAUCCAGGCGUCUACUACCUACGAAUUGCCAAAGCCUCGGGAUCAGACAAAUUCGAUGCGGCCAAUGAUUGGGGGAGCCAGUCUCCUCACGAUGAACGAGCAGCAAUGGAAGGUGUGGAGGUCGCUUUUAAACCCGGGGUUCAGCUCGUCGCAUAUGCUUAGUUUGGUUCCGACUAUUGUGGACUCGGUGGAGGUAUUUCGCGAGCAGUUGCGUGGGCACGUUGAUAAGGGGGCACCCAGUGAUACCGACUUAAAUAACCAGCGUUCAGAGCAUGAGAUCUCGCACGCGUUGAAUACGAUCUUGAAUUGGCAUUCCUUUUGGGACCCUCGAAUUCUGCUGAACCCACUGAGGCCGGUCGUGCAAUGGUAUUAUGGCCGGAUCUUGAAGAACUUCAUCAUUCAAGAGCUUCAGAAGCGAUUUGACGAGAUGAAGCUUGAGAGAUCAAAGUCUAAUGCAAUUGAAACGAAGAAGGCGAAGUCCGUAGUCUCCCUGGCGCUCGAGCAAUACAUUACUCAGAACCAGAACAAGGAUCCGCACAGCCUCAACGACCUGCAUCUAGACAACAACUUCGCUCAGAUCGCUUCAAAUCAGAUAAGCCUCUUCAUAUUCGCCGGCAACGACACAACAGCGACAAGUAUCGUCUACGCAUACCACAUGCUAGCCUCAUAUCCCCACACACUCUCCACCCUCCGCGCAGAGCUCAAUACUAUCUUCGGCGUUGAUGGAAAAAUUGCGAAUCAACUCAAAGAAAACCCAGCCCUAAUCAACCAAUGUCGCUACACACUCGCAGUCAUCAAGGAAACUAUGCGUCUUUAUCCUCCCGCAUCAUCGAUUCGAGAGGGCACAACCAGUGUUUCGCUAGUAGACCGCAAAGGAACUGUAAUUCCUACCGAAGGUCUCAACGCCACGAUCAUGCAUCGUUUCGUCCACAUCAACCCGCGUGUUUGGCCUCGACCAAUGGAAUUUCUCCCUGAGAGGUGGUUAGUCGAGCCUGGACACGAACUACAUGUGCCUACAGCAUCUGGUGCGUACCGUCCUUUCGAGCACGGCCCGCGCAACUGUAUCGGACAAACUCUGGUGAUGAACGAGCUACGCGUCACUUUGAUCAUGACUGCACGAACCUUUCGCAUUACACCUGCUUAUGAAGAAUGGGACGCUUUCAAAACUGCGAACGAAAUUUCGUGGACGAGAUUGGCAAGAAAGCUGGGCAUCAAAAAGGAUGAACCAAAGCCUCCUCGAGGGGAGAGAGCAUAUCAAACCUCGAGAUCUGGUGCGCACCCUGCAGAAGGCUACCCUUGCCGUGUAACCCUGAUUUAG
This is a messenger RNA of Didymosphaeria variabile, 1509 nucleotides long. RefSeq lists its product as uncharacterized. The transcript is spliced from 2 exons. NCBI's taxonomy places the organism in Eukaryota, Fungi, Ascomycota, Dothideomycetes, Pleosporales, Didymosphaeriaceae. The record is from RefSeq and is a predicted model, not a curated record. Gene Ontology annotation, molecular function: oxidoreductase activity, acting on paired donors, with incorporation or reduction of molecular oxygen; monooxygenase activity; iron ion binding. The coding region runs from base 1 to 1509 and encodes 502 amino acids.